This is a messenger RNA of Suillus paluster, 874 nucleotides long. RefSeq lists its product as uncharacterized. The record is from RefSeq and is a predicted model, not a curated record. The transcript is spliced from 2 exons. Bases 1 to 585 code for a protein of 194 amino acids. Lineage: Eukaryota; Fungi; Basidiomycota; Agaricomycetes; Boletales; Suillaceae.
AUGCACUCGCAAGAUUAUACUGUCGAAUUUGGUGGCGAGUCUUAUAAGUACCUCUACUCUGUCGAGAAUGCCUCCAAGCUCAUCCAGAAUUUGGAUAGACGCGGUGGCAUUGAUUUGCUUCUGUUCUGUGUUCGCGCAGGCAGACUCACUACUACGGUGAAGAGAAAUUACAGACUCUUUCACGAAUUCCUCUGCGAGAAGAAGGUUCCCAUUGUUGUUGUGAUCACGAACCUCGAACGUGAGGAAUCGAUGGAGGACUGGUGGAAGAGGAACCAUGAUAUUUUCGAUCGAGGCAAUAUUCAUGUUGCUGGUCACGCGUGCGUCACUGCCGCUGAUAAACAGACACUCAAACACCCACAUCUUUAUGACGAAUCGCGCGUCAUAAUCCGCAACCUUGUCAAAGAACAUGCUGCUGACGGUCAGAAGCAAGUAUGGAUAGGAGGGGACAGUCGGUUCCGGAGCUUCUUUGGUCGGAAUCCGCUUGAGAGCAGGAAGGAUCUUAUCCCUCGCCUCAUGAAGCGUUGCGGAAUGUCUCGAGAACUCGCAACAUCCUUGGCUGAUAUGAUCAAGAAAGACGAGGUAUGACUGCACGACUCUCCUCUUCGACGAAUUAUGUUCAAAUUUGCUUUGUUGUAGUAGUGUAAUUUAUUGGGUGAAAUGAGGACCCAUUUCCGUGAAAAUCAUAGGAGGAAGGCGGACCACAGGCAGGAAAACUGCACCUUACUUUACCUUCCCUUGAUCGAGUCUAGACGAAUUUCACGCAGCACUAAGAAUGCUCAAAUUAUUCGCGCAAUCGGGGGCACAAAUCAAACAGUAGUACCAACCUUAGUCUAUGACCACCACUUCGAGGGGCAAUGUAAUGGUCUUCAGGUCA